Messenger RNA from Pelobates fuscus (common spadefoot toad), 1449 nucleotides. RefSeq names its product histone deacetylase 11 (gene HDAC11). The record is from RefSeq and is a predicted model, not a curated record. Bases 125 to 1159 code for a protein of 344 amino acids. The transcript has 11 exons. Lineage: Eukaryota; Metazoa; Chordata; Amphibia; Anura; Pelobatidae. Gene Ontology annotation, molecular function: histone deacetylase activity. Gene Ontology annotation, cellular component: histone deacetylase complex.
CGGUCUCGCUGUUGGGAAUAAUAUUUACUGAAUCCGAGCUCCACCCAACAUCAACAACCUGCAGGAUAUGCUUGUCCCGAGGGAAGAGUACAUCCCUAUUGUACUGCCACCAUAUUAAGGAAAAAUGAAUUUACGGCAUCACCCCACAGAUCUGUAUCAGGAGGUUCCCGCAUCGUGCUGGCCCAUUGUCUAUUCCCCUGACUAUAACAUCACUUUCCUGGCUUUGGAGAAACUGCAUCCAUUCGACUCAGGAAAAUGGGGGAAAGUUAUCACUUUCCUCCGAGAUGAACAGUUGAUUACAGAUGAUACUAUAGUCACAGCUCGGGAAGCAACGGAGAGUGAUUUGUUGGUGGUUCAUACAAGACGGUACUUAAAUAAAUUAAAGUGGUCAUUCGUGGUUGCCACCAUCACAGAGAUCCCCCCUCUUCUCUUUCUGCCUAAUUUUCUGGUACAGAGGAAAGUACUGAGACCCCUAAGAACCCAAACAGGGGGCACGAUAAUGGCUGGAAAACUUGCUAUUGACAGAGGAUGGGCCAUUAAUGUUGGGGGUGGAUUUCAUCACUGUUCCAGUGAAAAGGGCGGUGGGUUUUGUGCGUAUGCAGAUAUAACGUUGGCUAUCAAGUUCUUAUUUGACCACGUGCAAGGCGUAUCCACGGCAACCAUAAUAGAUCUGGAUGCUCAUCAGGGAAAUGGACACGAACGGGAUUUUCUCGAUGAUAAGAGAGUAUACAUCAUGGAUGUUUACAAUCGCUACAUUUACCCAGGAGAUAACUUUGCCAAGCGGGCAAUAAAACGGAAAGUGGAACUGGACUGGGGAACAGAAGACGAGGAAUAUCUGCAGAAGGUGGACACUCACGUGCAAGGGGCUCUUAAUGAAAUGAAGCCAGAUAUAAUCAUUUAUAAUGCAGGGACAGACAUCCUGGAUGGAGAUCCACUAGGAGGCCUCUCUAUCUCUCCUCAAGGCAUCAUAAAGAGGGAUGAGAUUGUGUUCACAAUCGCCAGGAGUCGAGGUAUUCCCAUUUUAAUGGUAACAUCUGGUGGUUAUCAGAAGAGAACAGCAAAAAUAAUUGCAGAUUCCAUCCUGAACCUUCACAGCCGGGGACUCAUCCACAAAGGUCCCCCCGAAUAUCCCGACACUGCCGCCAUCAAUAAACGCUGAACAGCACCUUAGACAGGAAUUCUUAAAACAUCUAUUUUUGUUUUAAAAAAUGUCAUUCUGAAUCUUUGAGAAAAUACUAUGUAUUUAUGAGUGGAGAUGAGUUGUAAAUUAAUUGUGUGAAUGAACGAAUUGUCUUAUUCUGUGAUAAGUCUUUUUUAAAACGGGGUCCUUAUUGGGUUAUUUUAACACUAAAUAAUUAAAUUUAGAUUGGGUUAAGAAUUUGCUCAAUAGAAUGGUAUUUGGUCAAACUGAUUAAUUGCACAUUGCACCUAUUAAAGUUUGUGAUUAAA